This is a messenger RNA of Pseudovirgaria hyperparasitica, 1662 nucleotides long. RefSeq lists its product as uncharacterized. NCBI's taxonomy places the organism in Eukaryota, Fungi, Ascomycota, Dothideomycetes, Acrospermales, Acrospermaceae. Bases 1 to 1662 code for a protein of 553 amino acids. The transcript has a single exon. The record is from RefSeq and is a predicted model, not a curated record.
AUGGAGAUAGGCCGUCGAGAACAGAGAAACCGUCUACUUACCGCAUCGCUCCGUCUUGCCCUCACAAACAUGCUGUCUACUGGGCUGACUCGACCACACGUGAAGAGUGUGUUUGCGAUUGAUCCUUCGAUGAUGCCUAGGCAACGCGACCAGGCGACAGAUACCCAUGGGUGGAUUUCUUCUCUCCGUCGAUAUCUGACGCCAACGAGUAUGAGCCAACCCAAGCGUCUGGUCUCGGGCCCGACGGCCUCCGCGGUUGUUGACUCCCAGGAAGAUCAAGCUGCUUCUAUGCCUGAGGAUGCAAGCAUGGAGCGUGUAACUGAGGACCUGCCACGUGAAAUCAGCGUCCCGACAGCCUGUGCUUCGACUAUCCGGCCGCGGAAGACGCGAAUGCCGCGCGUGGAUUCUGGCACUGAUUCAGGUAACAUACUACAACCACGCUCCUCCAAAGACGAGAGUGAGCUCCCGUCGCAAUCGCUUGAGGCAAGAGGAACGCUCUCGGAUAGCACCACGCUCGUAUCUCUCGACCUAUCACCAGCGAUAGCGCAAGUCAUACAACCACUAUACUCGACAUUUACGUCGCCUACAACAGACUCGUCUUCCUUUCCUUCGGUUGCCUCGCCUUGCAUUCGCAUAGAUUCGAACUUGUUGGAAGGCGUGGUAUUGAAUGGCUCAAACUCACCGCAGAUACUACAAAGUCCACAGGAAUUGGCGGCAGAUACCAAUGGCACGGUCUUGAGACGCACAAGACGCACCAGGGCGUCAGAGCACCACCGAAGCAGUUCAGGGUCUCAGUCUCCUGCUCAACAAGUACCAUCACUCCCAAGAUCGGCAUCGACAGACUUUCGUAGAGAAGGUGUCGACAAUCUCAAGACAUGGCUGCACCGACUUGCUGUGAAUGGCGCCUUGGAAUCUUCGCCAUCCGUCAAUCAUACGGCAGCUCACACAUUGCGUCGCAUAUCCACACGCUCCACCGCCCCAACCGCAGGCUCCUCGAGUCACGGCUCCAUCUCCUCGCCCGCCACGCCCUCACAAUACCUGCGCGAAACCUACCCACGCACACGUCUUACACCCGGCCGUAUAAUAUACAAAGCACCCGCGACGCCUAGCGUCGACGAGCAGGCUCGUCCCAAGCCGGGCGAGUUUCGUAGGAAGCCACGUCUACAGAGAUGUGAUUCGUUCGACUCGUUACUGACAGGGACUCCAGAUGCUUACACAUAUGCCCUGCGCUCGCGCACGAGUCGGCGUCUGCGCGAGCUAUUCGCGAAGGACGACGCGAAUAGUCAAGAGGGGGACUACGAAUCGACACCAGAGCAGAGGAGGGUGUCGGAAAGCACAGUUGACGCAGAGGGCGACGACGUGAGCGGGCGGUUCAUGGCCGCGAUGGCGACGCUGAGAAGCAUGUAUGGACAGGCGGAUAUGGCGAAUAAGUCUCGGAUUACAGACGACGUAGAGCGUAUGUUGAAAGCGCUUGGGCCGAAUAAGGCGAAGGCCGCUUCGGGCUCGGGCUCACGUUCACGUACCCAGUCAAACGGCCAGUCGGUGUCGAGGGGACGCUCGCCCCGACUGAAGAAGCAGAGCAGCGAGGUUAGCAUUAUCAAGGGGAAGCAUGGCGACGAGAACUAUUUCGGACAGGCGGUGCUUAGUCCUGCAUUCAUCUGA